Messenger RNA from Pteropus alecto (black flying fox), 2813 nucleotides. It is a transcript of the gene SORBS3, whose product is annotated as sorbin and SH3 domain containing 3. The coding region runs from base 16 to 2049 and encodes 677 amino acids. Lineage: Eukaryota; Metazoa; Chordata; Mammalia; Chiroptera; Pteropodidae. The record is from RefSeq and is a predicted model, not a curated record. Gene Ontology annotation, molecular function: protein binding. The transcript has 19 exons.
GACCUUGACCCAAGCAUGCAGGCCCCACCCUGCAGCCUCCCAGCUGGGCUCAGCCUGGACGACUUCAUCCCUGGCCACCUCCGGGCCCACGUAGGGUCAUCUUCCCAGGGGUCACGGGUGCCUGUGAUCCGGAAUGGUGGCUCCAACACCCUUAAUUUCCAGUUCCAUGACCCCGCGCCCAGGACCGUGUGCAAUGGGUACCUCCCACCAAGGAGAGAUGCUUCCCGGCACCCAGACCCCGCUUGGUAUCAGACCUGGCCAGGCCCUGGGAACCGGCCCUCAGGGACCCAGAAGACCCCCACCUCCCAGCAUCCCCAGAACUGGUCAGCCACAUGGACCAAGGACAGCAAACGCCAGGACAAGCGCUGGGUCAAGUAUGAGGGAAUCGGGCCUGUGGAUGAAAGCGGCAUGCCUAUUGCCCCCCGAUCCAGUGUUGACAGCCCCAGGGACUGGUACCGGAGAAUGUUCCAGCAGAUUCACCGGAAAAUGCCAGAACUGCAGCUGGACUGGACCUUUGAGGAAGCACCCAAAGACUCAAGGAACCCCGGGCCCCAGCAAAGACCUGCCUCCAGGCCGGGCCAGGCCUCCUCUCUGAGUGGAAGAAGCUGGGACCUCUCUGAAGAGUUUUCUAGAAACACUUCCAACUGUAAUCCUGGAACAUUCUCUUCCCUGCCCCAGACCCCAAAUCAGGUGCCCAGACGCCGAGAAAAAGUGGACAAUGUCUGGACAGAAGAAUCUUGGAACCAAUUUCUGCAAGAACUAGAGACUGGGCAGAAGCCCAAGAAACCGCUGGUGGAUGACCCUGUUGAGAAGCCCUCCCAGCCCAUUGAGGUCCUGCUGGAGAGAGAGCUGGCUAAGCUGAGCGCCGAGCUGGACAAAGACCUGCGGGCCAUCGAGACCCGUCAACUAUCCCCUAAGGUACCGGCCUCCCAGCCCCCUCCUAGGGGACGCUGGGCCCCGGAGCCCGCAGCCGCCGUGCUUGGCCCGGCCUCGGCCUGGAGCCCCAGCUCCCCGAAUGCACUUUACCGGGGUUCCUCCCGGACCCUGAGCCCCCACAGAAUGGCGGAUGGCGGAAGCCCCUUCCUAGGUCGCAGAGACUUUGUCUACCCUUCCUCAACCAGAGACCCUAGUGCCUCUGAACGAGGGGUCAGCCCUGCCAGGAAGGAAGAGAAGAAGAAGAAGGCUGCCAGGCUCAAGUUUGACUUCCAAGCACAGUCCCCCAAGGAGCUGACUCUGAAGAAGGGUGACAUCGUUUACAUCCACAAGGAGGUGGACAAGAACUGGCUGGAGGGGGAACACCAUGGCAGGCUGGGCAUCUUCCCUGCUAAUUAUGUGGAGAUGCUGCCUGCAGAUGAGAUCCCCAAGCCCCUCAAGCCCCCGACCUACCAAGUGCUGGAGUAUGGAGAAGCUGUGGCCCAGUACAAUUUCAAGGGGGACCUGGAGGUGGAGCUGUCCUUCCGGAAGGGGGAGCGCAUCUGCCUCAUCCGCAAGGUGAACGAGAACUGGUACGAGGGGCGCAUCUCGGGCACAGGGCGCCAGGGCAUCUUCCCAGCCACCUAUGUGCAGGUGUGCCGUGAGCCCCGGCUCCGGGUCUGCGACGAAGGCCCCCAGCUCCCUGCGUCUCCCCGUCUGACGUCCACCCGUCCGGCUGCCCAUCACCCCAGCUCCCCGUUAACGCCGCACGGCUCAGCAGACCCCACGGACUGGGGGGGCCGGACCUCCCCCCGCCGCACUGGCUUCUCCUACCCCACCCAGGAGCCCAGAUCUCAGACCCAGAAUCUCAGCACCCCUGGGUCAGCUCUAUCCCAUCCUGGAGGCACCAGCCGUCUCCUGGACAUGGGGACCUCCUCCCCCAACACCACUCAGAUACACUGGACCCCGUACCGGGCGAUGUACCAGUACAGGCCCCAGAACGAGGAUGAGCUGGAGUUGCGGGAGGGGGACAGAGUGGACGUCAUGCAGCGGUGUGACGAUGGCUGGUUUGUGGGUGUCUCCCGGAGGACUCAGAAAUUUGGGACGUUCCCUGGAAAUUACGUAGCCCCGGUGUGAGUGGUCUCGGUGGCAACUCAGAGCCCAGCCAGGAUGGAGUGGGGAGCAGUAGCACUUCCCGGAGGGAGAGAGGACCGACGCCCUCUCUCCCAGGACCUGGCUGCUGGCAUCUGCAGACAACCCAGCAGCCUUUCCCCCGGAGCCCCUUCGAAGCCCCCUGGACUGAUUCCCACCAACAGCUCACAGCCUUCCUCUCACAGCCCUUUUAUUUCCUCCCUACCCUACUCCCCAAAUAUAGAGGUCUGCUUUGAAGUGGAGACGUUUCCAGGCCUGAUUGAGACCAGAACCCCCGCGUUUCCCCCACCCCUGCUACAGUGUUUCCUCUAACAGGGACUGGCUCCCAGCUUUACCCCCAUGGGGUUCCUCUAACAAGGACCAGCUUCCUAACCUAAUCAAGACCAAAGGCUGUGCCUGGGGGGAUUCCUCCCCUUUCACUCCAGCUUUCCUGCUGCCCCCUUUGCCUUCCUGCUUCCAGCUGGGCCUGGGAGUGAGGUGGGGGAUGGACAUAGCACCUCCUGAGCAUUGGAGGCCUGGCAAGAGGUCUUGCCAGAAGGCCCCCUCUUCACAAAGGCUGCCAAGCCCGAGCCUGGACUGUGCAUUCGUCCUGCUGCUGUAGUGCCCAGGAAGGGGGUGCCUCAGAGGCCCGGCCUGUCCCAAAUGUUUUCCAGGGAGACCGAUGCGUGCUGUCCUCCUGCCUCCCCAGCUCCUCCCAACCCCCAAGUCCCCCCUGGAAGAGAAUGUAAAAUAAAUCUGGAUACCAGGGC